This is a messenger RNA of Laetiporus sulphureus 93-53, 521 nucleotides long. RefSeq lists its product as uncharacterized. The transcript is spliced from 3 exons. The coding region runs from base 158 to 445 and encodes 95 amino acids. The record is from RefSeq and is a predicted model, not a curated record. Lineage: Eukaryota; Fungi; Basidiomycota; Agaricomycetes; Polyporales; Laetiporaceae.
GCGCACUGAUAGAUGAAGGACGAUGGUAGGGUGACGGUAUAUAGAGGAGAACAGGACGGAGAUGGUCAGCACGCUUGCUCGUUGAUCGAACUCGUCUCGUCCUCGCAACUCCUCGUCCUCCACUGUAUCAUCCUCUUCCAUUAUCAUCUCGUGCGCCAUGUUCCCUCGCGUCUCUCAGACAUUCACGCUCCUUUUGAUCUCUGCAACUCUCGUUUGCGGAUCACCAGCACCAGCACCCAUUGAUCCUACUCUCGCACAAAUUAUCGCAGAAAACAAGAACACGGGCUGCACGGCACCAGGUGGAUGUGCAGCGAACAGCUCAAAUUCUACAGAGAGCCUCGCCACGUCUGCGGCUGUCUCAUUGACCACAUCGCCAGGCUCAUCGAGCGCAUUGGCUGCAGCUCUUGCGAUUGCGGGCGGGCUUUCUAUCACGGCUCUUCUAUAAAGGACCCUUCACUGUUGAUACCCGGGACGGACAACCAUCAUGAACGGUUAUGUCAAUACCACACGAUGUAAAAAGU